GAAUAAAAACCAACAUUCGAAGAUAAAGUUGCAUAUAACGCCCAAUCUCUCUCCCUCUCUAUCUCUCUUUUCCUGUUUUUUAUUUAUUUUUCCUACUGCCUCAAAAAAUGGCAAUAAAGAUUUCUGUUCUUAUUGUCGGCGGUGGUAUUGGGGGCUUGGCUACAGCUAUUGCUUUGCGUCGAGCCGGACAUCAUGUAACUGUAUUAGAAGGCGCUAGAGAGUUAAGCGAAGUGGGUGCUGGAAUUCAGAUACCUCCAAAUUCAUCGUAUAUUCUUGACACUUGGGGAUUGCUCGAAAAAAUUAAAGAAAAGGCGGUUUGGCCAGAGUAUAUGAAUAUUAGAAGAUAUGCUAAUGGAGAAGUUAUUUCAGCAACAAGGCUAAAUCCAGACCUGGAAGACAAAUAUGGUUACCCCUACUUUCUUAUUCAUCGUGCUGAUUACAUACAGCUGUUAUGCAAUGCAGCAACAGAAAUUGGUGCUGAAGUUCUGGUGAAUGCCAAGGUAAAAUAUAUUGAUGAUGCCGAAACAAGCGUUAGAUUGCACAAUGGUACUGUAUUUAAGGCGGAUCUGAUAAUAGGCGCUGAUGGGAUCCGUUCAAAAGUGCGUACUGCUGUUAUUCCGGAGAAAAUAAUAGAACCUAGAAGAUCCGAUAACUGCGCUUACCGCGCAACCGUGCCCGCAGCAGCUAUACAAGCUGAUCCCGAAAUUUCCCAUCUUCUAGAAAAUCAUAAUUCUGACUUUUGGAUUGGAUAUAAAUGCCAUAUAGUUGCGUAUCCUAUAAAAGGGGGCAAGCUGUACAAUGUUGUCAUGUCCCACCCAGGUGAAGCCUCUUUAACUCAAUGGAAUGAGUCAGGAAAUCUGAACGAAAUGAAAGAGCCCUAUCUUAAAUUUGACCCGAUUAUCAACAAAGUUUUGAGUAAAAUUACGCAAAGCCAAAAAUGGACUUUGGCUGAUAUUCCCUCGCUUAAUCGCUGGGUAAGUUGUGGCGGACAUAUUGCAUUAAUAGGAGAUGCGGCACAUGCGAUGCUACCACAUCUCGCUCAGGGGGCUGCUCAGGCAAUUGAAGAUGCAGCAACCUUGGGCGUCCUGCUAUCUCAAAUUAACUCUGUGGAAAGUAUCCCUGAGUUUCUUUGUUUAUAUGAGCAUAUACGUCGACCUCGCGUAGAAAGGAUACAGAAGAAUUCACUUGAAAACGGUCAUACAUGGCAUUUGCCCGAUGGUGAAGAACAAAUAGCUCGUGAUAAAGCAAUGAGAGAAGCAGACAAACUUCGAAAGGCAAAUUCAAGUGCUAAGGUCGAAAGUCCUUUACAAUGGUCGGAUGGGGAUUUCCAACCUUGGCUUUACGGUCACGAUGCUAUCUUGGUAGCUAAAAAAGCGGUGCAAGAGAUGACUCGAAAUGGUCAAAUUGAAUUCCAGGAGAGGUCAAAAUUUUAGAGGGAUAUCUUUGCAAUUUUUUUAUC
Messenger RNA from Mucor mucedo, 1459 nucleotides. RefSeq names its product FAD dependent oxidoreductase domain-containing protein. NCBI's taxonomy places the organism in Eukaryota, Fungi, Mucoromycota, Mucoromycetes, Mucorales, Mucoraceae. Gene Ontology annotation, biological process: secondary metabolite biosynthetic process. The record is from RefSeq and is a predicted model, not a curated record. The transcript has 3 exons. The coding region runs from base 108 to 1433 and encodes 441 amino acids. Gene Ontology annotation, molecular function: monooxygenase activity; FAD binding.